GUUUCUUCUUCUUCUUCUAUGUCUUAUUGUUAUCUUCUCCAUAUUCAUUGUCUCUCUGUCGUCUCACACACAGCUUUCAAUCUGAAACGAUUAAUUGUGCUUUCUUUCUUUGUUUCUGAAUCUCUGCUGGUUUUAAUUAAUGCAUAUUUCUCUCUCUCUUAGUAGCUUUUUUUUUUUCUUUUUUUUUUUUGAUUUCUUGGAGAUGGAAGAGUGAUGCGAUUUGCCCAUAGGGAAAAAAAAAAGAGCCAAUAAGUUGUCAGAAACUUUGGCAUUAACAAAUAUUUGAUUCUUUAUUCGUCUUUGUAAGAGUAAAGCAAAGCAUGUACCACACUCGGUCUCUCUCAGUCGACUACUUUCAAAUAGGCUGUGCCCUCAUUUACUUUCCUUUCAAUUAUCAACUCUCUCCCCUUCUUGUUCCUAUUCUGAUCUUUUCUUAGUCGUCUCUGAUCCCGAGCAGCCCUUUUCCUUUUUCACUCCCCCUUUUCCUUUCUCCAGGACCCAUUUGUUUCCCGCAGAUCGAUAAACGAAUUUUCUAUUUAUUUCAGAUUCCCCCAAUUCCCUUUUGUCACAUUUAGCCGCGUACCUACUACACACCACAAUAUGAUUCACACCCUUUAUUUCUUUCUUUCUUUAACUUCUAUUGAAAAAACAGAGAAAUCACUGCUCUGUUCAGUUGAUUUCCUCAUGAAAGUUCUUUUAAAUGAUGGUGGAAUUAGAAAAUGGAAACUGUUGCUCUUUAUUAUUUGAGUAUUACAUGUUUAUCUCUGAUAAAAAGAGUUGGGUAAAGGGAAGGCUUGUUUGUUUUCUUCUCCUCAAUCAAUAUAGAAGAGAAAGAAAGAGAGAAAGAGAGAGAGGAAAACAAAGCGGAAAUAGAUGGAUUUUGUAAUUAAUUUUUGGGAUUUCUUUUUUUUUUCUUUCAUGGAUUUGGUAGACACUAAACCUCUAGCUGGAACCUACUUGUUUGUUAUGUGCAGAGUAAAAAAAGGCAAAGUUGAAGCAAAAUGUUUACAUGCAUAGCAUGUACGAAACAGACAGACGACGGAGGUGAGGAUGGGGCUGCGCGUGGGAGUGGCACGCCUAGUACAAAGGAAGCCGUCAAAAGCCUGACAACGCAGAUUAAGGACAUGGCGUUGAAAUUUUCUGGUGCUUAUAGGCAGUGCAAACCCUGCACAGGCUCCAGUAGCUAUAAGAAAGGACAGAGACCUUACCCAGAUUUCGACACAGCUUCAGAAGGGGUCCCAUACCCUUACAUAGGAGGGGCAAGUGCAAGUUCAACCCCUGCUUGGGACUUUCCUCCUGUUAAUCGGCACCCACAUAGAUCUGAGUCUAGAUUUAAAGAGGCUUACAGAGGAGAUCAGACUCCUGGAGGCGAUUCCACCAUAUCAGCAUGUGAUGUUGUGCUUGAGGAUGAGGAUGAGCCGAAAGAGUGGAUGGCACAGGUGGAGCCUGGUGUUCACAUUACUUUUGUGUCCCUACCCAAUGGAGGCAAUGAUUUAAAACGAAUUCGUUUCAAUCGAGAAAUGUUCAACAAAUGGCAAGCGCAGCGAUGGUGGGGGGAGAACUAUGACAGAAUAACGGAGCUUUAUAACGUCCAGAGAUUCAAUCAACAAGCUCUUCAUACGCCACCAAGAACUGAGGACGGGAGGGAUUCUUCUUACUCAAAGAUAGGAAGGGAUAGUCCGAUGACUUCUGCGAACAAAGAUUGGACGCCGAGAAACUAUAAACCGUCUGGAAGUAAAGGAUUCCCAUCUGACCAGCAUUUUGAUCAUGGAAGCAGCCACCCCUAUGCAGGCUCAAGUGCCUACCCAGCAGGCAGUGCCAAAGGUGACAUGUCUUCUAUGGAAGCAUCACGCACAACUACCUCUUCAAGAGACGAACCUUCGAUUUCCAUUAGUAAUGCAAGCGACAUUGAGGCAGAAUGGGUCGAGGAAGAUGAACCGGGGGUCUAUAUAACUAUCAGGCAGCUUGUUGAUGGUACUAGAGAGCUUCGUCGUGUUAGAUUCAGCCGCGAAAGAUUCGGGGAAAUGAACGCAAAGCAAUGGUGGGAACAGAACAGAGAGAGGAUCCAAGCUCAAUACCUAUAAAUUAUUGAUGGCAGCAACAGGUUUAAAAGUAAAAGAGUUUCAGGAGCACCUUCGUGUCCCAAAAAGGAGUUCCAAAAAUUUUGUCUUUAGAAUGUAAUAUUCACAAAAAGCCAUCAGCUGGAUAUAGAGUUUUUUUUGCUAAGGAAAACUUACUCACCACCAGCCACAGAUACAAAAACCAAAUUUUCUGAUUUUUCCUAUCAGAAUUCUGCAAGUCAUUCUUUUAUUUCCUUCCAAGCCAUGUCCUAUUUUCUUCCCCUUUUCUUCUAAAUAUUCAUUAUACAAUCUAUUUUUAUCAUUUUUUUAUAA
Messenger RNA from Benincasa hispida (wax gourd), 2393 nucleotides. The record is from RefSeq and is a predicted model, not a curated record. Lineage: Eukaryota; Viridiplantae; Streptophyta; Magnoliopsida; Cucurbitales; Cucurbitaceae.